Molecule: messenger RNA, 2386 nt
Organism: Porites lobata
Lineage: Eukaryota; Metazoa; Cnidaria; Anthozoa; Scleractinia; Poritidae
Source: the annotation of a GenBank genome assembly
AUGGCCACCUCAACUUACGAAGCGUCGUACAAGAAAUAUUUUGGCGACAGAUUCGACAACAUCACCAAAAACUCUUCAGAUGAAGAAGUUCGCAAUCUUUAUGAUAAGUGGGCAGCCGAUUAUGAUAAGGUAUCAAUAAUCUCCUUAAGCUACAACCACGAUAAAAACUCUUGGGACAACCUACUCACUUUUACACACAUAAGUAUCUCAGUCACUUCUUCAGGUACUAGUACAAAUCAAAAAAAAAAAUAAAAUAUAUGCGCCGUUAAACAAUAGCCAUAAUAACAGCCUCAGAAAUCGUACGAAUAGGAUAUUCUACGAAAACAUCUCCAGAUCGAUCGGUCAAUCUUUUCCUACGGGACCCUUGCCAUGAAUUUUUUUCUGUCAGGGACGUAGAAUGGGACGCCAAGGUAACAAAAUGACUGCGCUUGAAUUUCUAAGCUUUCGCAUGACGCAGCAUUUACAUAGUGACCAAGCGAUCUGUCAUGUAGGUUUAAAAAGUGCCUCAUUUUGGGGAAUUUUGCUGUCUGAACAGUUCUUUUAUUAGAAGAAGUAUUACUUAAAUGUCUAUAAGAUCCUGGAGAGACUAACUUAUCUCUUACCUGAAUGAUUCACACUGUCGAGGUAGAACUCAUAGACAGAUGUUUCUGUUGGUUUUGGGCUGCCAUGUUGGUGCCCAUCCGAAUGGGUAGCAACGUGGCGUCUCCAUACAAAAGCCCUAUAAAUUUGGGAAAACAUUUCUCCAAAUAUCCCAAAUACGUAAAAUUGCACUGACCUGAAUCUUGGCGAGGGUCUUUGCAUAUUUAUUUCCUUUCAUUUCUCUGAUUAUGGACGUAAUUUAUCGAACGGUCUUGAUUUAUCAUGGUUUCAAGGCAUGACAGUGAAAAUUAGUAAUACGCAAUAACAGCGUCUUGUUUAAACCAAGAGAGGAUAAAGCUCAGAGAACGAAUCCCCCCAUACAGGCCUUAUACCCGUCGUAAUCCCUCUAAAGAUGUUUUUAGAUCUAUAUGUGGAUUCGUUUUCUGAGCUUUAUCCUCUCUUGUUUAAACUUACCUAGGGAUACAUGUUGCAAAACGAAAAUUGGACUCAACAACAUUGACGACUUUAAAUUCGUAUUUCUAAUUUUUAAUUGCAUGUCCCUUUAAGGAAACUGCCAAAGCAGGCUCGUGCUACCGCAAACCGCUCGCUGAAUGCCUGGAUGCUGCCUUGAAGGAAGCUUUUCCCAACACUCUAAAAGAUCAACUGAAAAUUCUCGAUGCUGGAGCUGGAACGGGGAUGACAGGGAUCGAGCUACACAAGCUUGGCUAUACUGAUAUCCAGGCCCUAGAUAUCUCACAAGAAAUGCUGAAUAUUGCUAAAGAGAAAGGCGUUCCGUACAAGAGGUUUGUCUGCACCCCACUCACAGAGCAGAGUAUUGAGGAGUUUGAAACAGGAGAGUUUGAUGCCUUGAUUUCCGCUGGUGUCCUGGUAAAGGCUCAUGUUCGUCCAGCGGCUUUUGUGGAGAUCAUCAGGAUGGUGAAAACCGGUAAGACUGGUUUAAGUUGCGGUAAAAUAGGCAGUUUGUUUUGUUUUGCAAUUUGUUUGGAAUCAAUGUUGCACAACGAGUUGGAAAGUGAUGUUGCGUGUUGUACUACCCACUUUCAAUUCCCUCUACAAAAAAUACAGCUGCAAGUUGCGUGAAUACUGCCUUUUGAUUAGAUAAAAUUAUGCGGGAGUCUCGUGUUACCCGGAAGUUGCAUCACCGACUUGCUGCAAAACAAGUCUUCCUUGGGCUGGUAAAACGAGAAACGUGUACAGAUUUUGUUGGGUAGCUACUUUCUCCAACAACUUUUCGCAACUUGCAACAAUAUGGUUUGUUGCCAGGCAGAUUUCCUUUGCAGGUGGUAAAAUGCACAAGAUCACCAUUGAACUCUUUUAGCAGCUAUGUUGCAAACAAAUUGCGCGUUUUUGUUGCCACCAGCAUCUAUUUUCUCUAAACUGUUUUCCAUACAUUUCCUUUAUUGCUGGAGAAGAGAAUUUGUUCAACAAUCAAGACCUUUUUCACUUGUCGAUCAUUUCUCUUUUUCUAAAAACCUUCAUGUUUUAUUGGGCAAACUAUUGAUUUUUGGGUCACUCUUAAAUUGGUGGUUUAAGGGGUAAAUCAAAUAUGCCAGCAUUCUUCCUACAAGUUGUUUUUUUUAACUGGUUUUCAAUUUUAUCGUUUAUAGGUGGACUUGUCUGCUUUUCGCUUCGGUAUAAUGAAGUAGAUGACUACCAACCGAAGAUGACGGAGCUAGAGGAAGCUGGAAUAUGGGAAAAACUCAGCAGCAAGAAAAUAUCUUACUUCGAAAGUAAAGAUUUGCCGAGUGACGCCUUUGGCUUCGUGUACAAAGUUUUAAAAAAAUGA